Molecule: messenger RNA, 858 nt
Organism: Prunus armeniaca (apricot)
Lineage: Eukaryota; Viridiplantae; Streptophyta; Magnoliopsida; Rosales; Rosaceae
Source: the annotation of a GenBank genome assembly
AUGGAAAACGACAAGGCCCGGUCUCAAGAUCCUGACUGGGAAAAGCUUCGACCAAGACCUUUCACCAAACGCAUCAAGAAAUCCAGGCAGGACAGGGAUGUGCAUCUCCACUACUUCCAAUCGGCAAUAAGGUGCAAGGGACUCAAUGACGAAGGGCAAUACCUGCUGUUCCCGUCCGCGCUCACUAGGGCAGCAUUGAAUUGGUUCUAUCGUCUGGAGCCGGGAACAGUAGACUCCUUCGAAGAAUUGAAACAUAUUUUCCUUAACCAUUUUAUGAUACAGACGGACCGUUUGUACUCUGUCGACGAUUUGUAUACGAUUUGGCAAAGGGAGGACGAACCCUUACAGGAAUACGCCGCACGUUUCAGUCAUGAAUACUCAAGGUGUCCGAAAACGGAUGACAGGACAGCCUACGACACCUUCAAGAGUGACCUUCGGUCCUCACACUUUCGGUACCUAGUGCACAGUAGGAACUGGCGCACCUACGACAAACUGAUAAAGCAAGCGACAAUCCACGCUAAAGCUGAAUAUUUCAACUCAAAGUCUGAGCCUUCGGCUCGGCAGGAGGAACCCGCAUUGAAGACUUAUCCUGGGCAGGAAUCUCCGUACGCCUCUAGAAGAACUGCCGAACCUUCGGCAGGGCACAAACAGAAAGAUGAUCGUGAUAAUCAACAGGGACACUCAAAGAAAGGAAAGGGAAAAUACGAUCGAAAUGACCACGAGGCACCCCUACCGAAUUUCGACUGCGGUCAAGAAGUCUUCACUUUGCUGAACACCACUUACGAGGCUGUUUUGAUGAACGAGCAUGAAAUAAUACUGAAGCCGAAUCACCAAAAGCCCAAUCGGCAGGACAAUUGA